Molecule: messenger RNA, 1143 nt
Organism: Daldinia childiae
Lineage: Eukaryota; Fungi; Ascomycota; Sordariomycetes; Xylariales; Hypoxylaceae
Product: ADP-ribosylation factor GTPase-activating protein GCS1
Exons: 3
Coding region: 1-1143 (380 amino acids)
Biological process (GO): regulation of endocytosis; regulation of ARF protein signal transduction
Cellular component (GO): Golgi membrane
Molecular function (GO): GTPase activator activity
Source: RefSeq, a predicted model, not a curated record
AUGGCCUCUAAAGCUAUGUGGGAAGUCGAUCCGGAGACCAGAUCAAAGCUCCUGGCUAUACAAAAGACGAAUAACAACAACAUCUGCUGCGAUUGCAACGCCCCGAACCCGCAAUGGGCGUCUCCUAAAUUCGGCGUUUUCAUCUGCCUCUCUUGCGCUGGCGUUCACCGGGGCCUUGGCGUUCAUAUCUCGUUCGUUCGUUCCGUUACUAUGGACGCGUUCAAGCAGGCCGAGAUCGAGCGCAUGCGGCUCGGCGGUAAUCAGGGAUGGAGAUCGUUUUUCGAGCAGCACGAUGAUACUAAGAUGCGUGGUUUAAACUGGGACGAUGCUACCAUUGCGGAGCGAUAUAGCGGAGAAGUAGGUGAAGAAUGGAAAGAAAGGCUUAGCGCCAAGGUUGAGGGUAGGGAAUACGUGCCCGGUGAACGAAAAACCACACCGCAGCCUACCACCGCCGCCGCCGCCACAAAGCCGCCUGGUCCAAAACAAAUCAGUAGGACCGGAACGCCAUUACAAGGCGUGGCAACGAGUGGAAGUCGAACAGCAAGCCCUAAUCGACCAGGUGUCAAAGCUAAAGUCGAUGAUGAAUAUUUCGCGCGUCUAGGAAAAGAGAACGCGUCUAGGUCGGCGGAAUUACCGCCUAGCCAGGGGGGCAAAUACGCCGGAUUUGGAAAUACGCCUGCACCUACAAAGAGUGGUAACGGAGGGCUUCCAGAUCUAACGGAGGUGCAGAAGGACCCAGUAGCUGCCUUAACAAAAGGGUUCGGCUGGUUUACAACGACUGUAAGCAAGACGGCUAAAGGAAUCAACGAUGAAUUCAUUCAGCCUACGGCUAAGCAGCUUUCGGAAUCGGACUUUGCAGCACAGGCGAGAGUUGCAGCAGGGAGCGUAGGUAAGGCGGCACAGGCCGGCGCAAUGACAGCACAGGAACGGUUUAACCGCUUCGUUGAGGGAUCCGACGAGCGAAGGCAAGCCCCGAUAGACGAGAGUAAGAAGGCAUUCUGGGACGACUUCGCUGCCGCCGCGGAUCAACGGCAUGGUACCGGGCCUAAGUAUAGCUCGGUUGGAACUUCAGCCAUGGGAAGAGGAGGAAAUAAGAACGCGCCAGCAGCGGCCAAGAAGGACGACGAGUGGGACGACUGGUAG